AUGGUCAAGUUUACAGACCUUAAAGACUUUGAAAGAGAGGCUGCAGCCAACAAGGAGUACUACAGGCUGCAGAGGGAGUUGCUGAAAAAGAAGUAUCCGACCAAACCCACAGCACCAUUCCGCAACGAAGAGGAGAAGAGACAAUACAAUGUCAUACGAAGCAAAGCUUUCGAGAAGUUAUGCUAUGAUGAGAACAGUGCACUUGGAGAGUUGCACGCCAGGAGGAGUCAACUGUUGAAGGAACUCAACAGUGAUCCAAAGGCCAUCAAGGCCAAGGAGAAGGCUUUGGCAAAGGCCAAGAAGAAGGCCCAGGCACAGGAACAGGCACUGGCAAAGGCUCAGGCCCAGACUCAGACAGUAGUGAUCACAAUGAAUCAUAUCAACAAGUGGCAUGAUUUCAAGAAGAAGGAGUUAAAGGGUAUUGUAUAUGGAAAGACCAAGAGGUUGAAUGACCAGUGUCCAUUUGUAAAGUCUGCCGCUGAGAUCAAGAACCUUCCAAAUGAGAGCCAUCGAGGACUGUCACGAACAGCCUACAACAAGAUACGAUCAGGCAAGUUGGACGAGAUCGAGGUCAAUCGAGCCAGGCUGGCGAACAAGAUCGAGGAGACAUAUGCUCAGAUGUGUAGCGAUCACAAUGCCAAGAGACCUGUGACCAUACCAGGACUGGCAAGGAUCUUGCCAGAACUUAUACCCGUGACGAUACCGGCACCAGUUGUUGCCAAGAAGUCAUUACCUGUACAAAAGUCAUUCACACAAUUCGGCCAAUCCCAUACUGCCGCAUCCAAGUUAUACCAAGCCCAAGAAGAUCCAGUCGAUUGUAUCGACUCAUCAUAUGAUUCAAUUGUAGACAUAUUCCUGGAGUGCAAACCAGAGAGAUUACCAUUCCUCAGCCAUAUUAUACAUGUAGAGAAGCAACAGAGCUUCACGAUUGAGCAGUACAAGCGAUAUAUUGUGCCACUGAUGUUUGAGGAACUCAAGUCACAGGUGGUCACUCAGUUCCAAGAGCAUGGCGCAGAGGUCAGCGACGCCAAUGGCGAGCUAAUCUUCAACUCGGCACUGAUGCGCGAGUCAUCACUCGAUAUGCAGGUCCAGUCACUGGUGGACAAUGACGGCCAAUCGGUCGCCCUGUCCUUCAGGGUCAAGAUCAAGAGUUUGGUGGACGAGAUCGUCUAUCAAGACCUGGUAAUGAUCACUGCUACCCACAUUGCCACGGGCGCCAAGCAGCGCGUACUUGCCUACAUCAGCAAGGUGUCCAAGCUCAUGUCCACCUCACUCAAUCAGUUCUGCACUGCCACCAUCCAAGAUACAAAGGAGCACUGCCAGAACUUUGUGCGACUGCUCUACGACAACAGACUCAAUGGUGCCAAGGCCUCGCUCAGCCUCAGUCUGUGCAAGGUCUCCAACUUUAUCACAUUCCAUCGCGAGCUCGUUGCCGUACACGGCCUCAGCAGCACUGUGCUGGCCAAGCAGAUCCUCACCCCAUCACUUGACCCUGGCCCCGCCAACAAGAAGUACACACUUAGCGAUGGCAUGGUCAAGGUGCUCAAGACCGUCUCCACUCUCAAUGACUCACAGUUCCAGGCAGUCGAGAAGUGCAUGGAAUCCAAGGGCAUCACCCUGAUCCAGGGUCCACCCGGCACGGGCAAGACCAAGACAAUCCUGGCAUUGCUGAGCGUGUUCCGCAACGUUGGUCCACUCAAGAUCUUGGUGUGCGCACCAUCCAACACAGCUGUUGACGAGAUUGGAGUACGUGUCCUCGAUCAGGGCCUGAUCAGUCAGACUGGCGAGGUUAUGCGUCCCAAGGUCGUACGUCUGGGCCAGCUCAAGGCGGUCAGUCCAGCGCUACACUCAAUCUGUCUGGAGCAGCUUCCCAAGCUCUCUGAAAAGAAACAGGCACUUCGCGACGCCAACAUUGUGCUGGGCACGCUGUCGGCCUCUGGCUCCAAGUCCUUGAAUGGCCAAAAGUUUGACUUGGUGAUCGUGGACGAGGCCACGCAGUCUGUGGAGCCAAGCUCUCUCAUUCCACUUACAAUGGGCGCGGGCAAGUUGAUCAUGAUUGGAGACACACGCCAGCUCCCGCCCACAGUCUUCUCGAUGAUAGCCGAUCGCUACGGCUACUCUGUCUCGCUGUUUGAGCGCCUGUCCGAGGUGUUCCCAACACACAUGCUCACGGUCCAAUACCGUAUGCACCCGCUCAUCUCUAGCUUCCCCUCGAUGACCUUCUACGGUGGCGAGGUCAAGGAUGGCAAGACCGAGGAGCAGUUCCAGCAGCCCUUCUACAAGGAUUCGUCGCGCUUUGGUCCAAUCAACUUCUACGACAUCCUUGACUCACGCGAGGAGGCAUGCGAGCGCUCACUGCGUAACAAGCUCGAGGUCGAGCUGGUGUUCCUGCUGAUCAAGCGUCUCGUCCACGACUACCCCGAGACCAAGAAGAUGAGCUUCGGAGUCAUCACUCCUUACAAGCUGCAGUUCCGCGAGCUGGAGGCCGCGCGCCGCAACGUAUUCAACGUCAAGGAUAUGGACAUCAAGGUGAACACAGUCGAUGGCUUUCAGGGAGGUGAGAAGGACAUCAUCAUCCUGUCGUGCGUGCGCCAGGACCGCAUCGGCUUCCUGAGCGACAGGCGCCGAAUGAACGUCGGAAUCACGCGUGCUCGAUUCGCCCACUUUGUCAUUGGACAUGGCGCGCUGCUGCAGAAGGACAAGCUGUGGGGCCCGUACAUCAACCACAUCAAGCGCAACUGCCAUGCAUACAACGUCAUCGACUCGAAGGGUAUCCGCACGAUGGGCGAGAUCGUCAAGCACAACGACAUCAACAACCCCGAGGGUCUCAUCACCGAGCAUGAUCGCGAGUUGGACAACCUUGAACAGAAGAUGAUUGAGGAGGAGCAGCACGCAAUCAAUGAAGUCUACGGUGACGACGAUGACGACUCAUCCGACGAGUCUGGCGACGACAAUGACACAGUCAACCAGGACAUUAGCGUGCUCCUGGCCAAGAUGACCCUUGGCUCCAACUCCAAGUCCAACUACAAUGACCUGUUGGACAACACACAUCGAUGCCUAGACCACAUCAAGAGAGCGAGGAAAGACGAGUCCGACGUCGAUGCCAAGAGGCGCCAGAUGAAGCAGAUGCGUAGCGUUGUCAAGGAGCAUGUACUCAAGCUCGAGCGCAUACUUGUCAACCCCAACACAAAUGGCGCGACCAUCUCCACCACCCUGAGUGACGAGCUCAUGGCCCUGUACACCUCCAGUCUGUCCCCCAAGAACACCGCCAUGAAACAAAAGGCGCUGACCGCACUCGAGAAGCUCCUGCAGCAGAACUUCAAGGGCUGCUCAGUCACCGCGUACGGCUCAUUCGUCAGUGGCAUCCAACUGCACGACAGCGACAUCGAUGUGUGCAUGUCGUACAAGCACAACGACGUCGACAAGGACCUGAUGCGCCGUGUGGCACUCGUCCUGCUCAAGGCCGGCUACAAGGUGGACAAGCUGAUUGGCAAUGCGCGUGUGCCCAUCAUCCGGUUCAAGUCGCCCGACCUCCAGGUGCCCUUUGACUUGUGCUUCAACAACAUGAACGCUGUGACCAACUCCCUGCUGAUCCGCUCGUACACCGAGCAGGACAAGCGCGUCAAGCCACUCAUCAUCUUGAUCAAAUACUGGGCCGCGCAAAAGAACAUCAACGACACGCUCAACAACACGCUGUCGUCGUACUCCUAUGCCAACAUGGUGAUCCACUACCUGCAGACGUGCCAGCCACCUGUCCUCCCCAACCUGCAGGACAAGGCGCGCGACAAGACACCCAAGGUCAGCAACACGCAGUCGCUCGGACAGCUCUUCUACGGCUUCUUCCAAUACUUUAGCUCAUUCGACUUUAAGAAGCAAUUGAUUGCCAUUAGACAUGGCAAGGAGAUGUCGGUGCGCAUGGCCACGUUGGAGUACUUGGACACAUUCAAACACUCGCACAUCUGCAUUGAGGAUCCGAUCGAUCACAAGCACAACCCUGCCGGCAGUGUCAACAAACGAUCAUUCCCGACCAUCCUCUACGAGAUCCGUAUCAUGGAGCACAACAUGCGUACCAACCCAUCCAGCUCAGCACAUUCACUUCUCUCCAAGUCUGAUCUUCAGUCCAUUCUUAUGAAUUAG
Messenger RNA from Acytostelium subglobosum LB1, 4137 nucleotides. RefSeq lists its product as hypothetical. NCBI's taxonomy places the organism in Eukaryota, Evosea, Eumycetozoa, Acytosteliales, Acytosteliaceae. Gene Ontology annotation, biological process: termination of RNA polymerase II transcription. Gene Ontology annotation, molecular function: transcription termination site sequence-specific DNA binding; helicase activity; ATP hydrolysis activity. The transcript has 4 exons. The record is from RefSeq and is a predicted model, not a curated record. Gene Ontology annotation, cellular component: nuclear body. Bases 1 to 4137 code for a protein of 1378 amino acids.